Molecule: messenger RNA, 3019 nt
Organism: Lingula anatina
Lineage: Eukaryota; Metazoa; Brachiopoda; Lingulata; Lingulida; Lingulidae
Product: protein Wnt-4
Biological process (GO): neuron differentiation; canonical Wnt signaling pathway; multicellular organism development
Cellular component (GO): extracellular region
Molecular function (GO): frizzled binding; cytokine activity
Source: RefSeq, a predicted model, not a curated record
CUCUCCCGGUACACUCAUAAAUAUACCUCAGAGCUUUCUGAUGGGAAUUUAACGUGCACACUGUAUGCAUACCGCAAGGGAAAGUCGCAUGUCCAGAACGCGGUCUAGAUUACAAGUACGGAGAAAGUUACAGCAAUUAAGACACAUAAAUAGCUGAAACGCAGCGCCAGAGACAUUUUUGGAUAAAAAAAGGGAUUUCAUGAAGUAUGGAAGUUUGGGCGCUGGGAAUCGGGAUCUUGCUCCUGGACCGCUGUCAAUUAAGUGACGGAAUCAAGUGGCUGGCGUUGGGAAUGAGCUCAAUCUCUAUUAACACAGAGCAGAUCUGUGACGAACUCAUAGGACUUAACAACAGACAGAAAGUAUUAUGUAAGCGGAACGUGGAGAUAAUGAACAGUGUCACAAUGGGGGCAAGAACUGCCAUCGACGAAUGUCAGUACCAGUUUAAGAACAGACGCUGGAAUUGUAGUACGGUGGAUCCAGUGUCAGUGUUCGGCAAUGUGCUUGACCAAGGCACGAGGGAAGCAGCGUUCGUUCACGCCAUAUCUGCGGCAGGUGUCGCCCACAGCGUAACGCGGGCUUGCAGUAGCGGAGAACUAGAAAAAUGUGGUUGUGAUAGGACAAUUAAUGGAAAGAGCCCGGAUGGAUUUACCUGGUCCGGAUGCUCGGAUAACAUAGCCUAUGGAAAUGCGUUUUCCAAAGCGUUUGUGGACGCCAGGGAAAGACACCGGCAUAAAGGGGGAGGAAGGGCGCUCAUGAACCUGCACAACAACGAGGCCGGAAGACGGUCUGUGGAGAAGCACAUGAAAGUAGAGUGCAAGUGUCAUGGCGUCUCCGGGUCCUGUGAACUGAAGACCUGUUGGCGGGCCAUGCCUACCUUCCGCGAGGUCGGGGCACGACUCAAGGAGAAAUUCGACGGAGCGACAGAGGCGAUCCAGGAAAGAAUAGGCACGAGGCGGCAGCUUGUCCCUGUCAACAAGCAGUUCAAGCCCCACACCCACGAGGACCUGGUGUACCUGGUACCCUCCCCUGACUUCUGUGACCCGGACCCCAGCAUAGGCUCCCUGGGGACCAGGGGGCGACUGUGUAACAGCAGCUCCAAGGCCAUCGACGGCUGCGACUUGAUGUGUUGCGGGCGGGGGUUCAAGACGAGGCGGAAGAUGGUGGUAGAGAGAUGUAUGUGUAAGUUCCAUUGGUGUUGUUACGUCAAGUGUAAGGAAUGUAGGCGGGAGGUGGAGGAACACUACUGCUUAUGAAAACAGUGUCUACAAGAUCGUUGUCAUCCAAUGCGGUUACUGUAGCUUCGAAAUCACUGUACUGCAGCAUUGCUAUCUUACAUUACGGCAUCAUGACCAUACACUGCAGUCUCUGCAAGGUCUCUCUCUGCAGUAUUGUCAUCACUUGUCCCUGCAUCAUGAAAAACAAGGACAUCAUCCAAUGUGAUUGCGUGUCACUUCCGCACUCUUACCAGAAAUAUCAUUCUCUCGUAAAACAGACGGCUCGAAAGGAACACAAGGUGGACACGCUUGUUUUAACACAAAAAGCAAAGUGACGUCAUGCAGUCACGUGAUGCCCGGAACGAUUUCUCAGUUAUGUACAAACACAGUGGCAUGUGAUAUGUUUUACCACGUCAUCUCAUAUAUCUCAUUUAACAUUGAUAUUCAUUCCUUCAUUUGUCUGCACUUCAAAUUAUAAGUGCGGUAUUGCGGUUGUUCCUGCAAGAAUCCCUUGUUAUGGACUCAUUUAUACAGUCUUAUAGUUGUCUUAAAGUAUGCAUCUUUUCCUAAAAACUCGAAAAAUGUUUUAGUUUUAAACAAGAAAGAUCUAAGGAUUGGUGCAUAGUUAGGUUUAAGAAAGAAAUUACGAAGUUAAUUUUUUGCUAGAUCAUAAGAUGUUUAGGUUUGUAGCAGAGAGAAUGCUCCUGGGUUUUCAGCCGAAGUGUUCAGUUUUCAGUUGUUUAAAGCAAUCCGCAAAGGCAAUGCUUCCUAGAAAGCCAACUGUCUUCCGUCCACAAUUCACAAUUGAUGUAAAGUACUUAUAAACACUUAACUGGUAAAUUGUGGAAUAUAAUUCGAGGGGUAUAGAUGAUAUAGGCAGUAGUGACUGGACUUCCAUUUCAGUGGUUUCUCUACAGCAGCACGGCAGUUUUAUUAGCCCAGUGAAUAAGUUAACAGGUGUACAGCGUAAUUAGGAACUUCAAAUCCUGGGCGUUUUCCUACAUCAUCGUUUCAGAGUUCUACUUAAGUCAGAAAAGAAGUACAGUUGACCUGGACUUGAUACCUGUAAGCAGAGCGCUCCCUAAUCAUUGGCCACUCCCUAUGAUUUUUUUCUAAAAAAAGACGGAAAUGUAUGGCAAAUGAAUCUGGCGACUCUGUAGGGAAUGUAAUAAUUUUUUGAUCACAAAAUGUUCAGCGCUGUUCUGAUUUCUUAUAACAACAACAAAAAUUAAUAUUUGAGAUUUAAGUGUUCUUUUCAUCGUUCGUACUUUGAAGCAUGUGUAUCGAACUUGAAACAUUAAAUUGUGGAACGCUGACAAAAUCCAGAAAAAGGGAUUGUGACAAAGAAAAAAAGGUUGUUUAAAUGUGAACUGUUUCACUGCAUACGUUAUAUGUAUGAUUCAUCGGAACUGAGAAAGGUUUUUCUUUCGCUCUUUAGGGGUAUACAUACAUAGGUGUAUAGUCCAUCAGAACUGUACAUAUGUUAAUUGUGUAAAAAGAUACAUUCUGAUAUCGUUAAAAAGUAAACGGUACAAUGAGAGCAAGCGGUGUCUCUCCAUGUCAAUAUGUUAUCACAACGGGCAAUGUAAAUAUUUUAGACCGCAGUAUAGGCCACGAAAGCCAAUUUUUUAAUUAUUGUAAAUAUUGGUAAGCCAACUUUUCUUGCCAUUUCAACAGAUAAGCAGCCGACAAUAAAGAAGCCGAUCCAGGCGUUUACCGAUAUGUAAUGAUUGUGCCCUGACGCUGAUUCGAUGCCAUAUUUAUUGUGAUUUUUAUCUGUAAAUAAAGUUAAUUUAUUUUCAUUA